CUCGAACCCGGUCCUAAUUGGUGCAAAGCGAGGAAAGAACCGCUACGCUAACCCGCUAACCCAUUCCCACGAUUUCGUGUUACCACUGUACUAUAGCUCCCAGGUUACCAAAUAAACGCCUUGAGUAAAGGCUAAGUCAAUCUUUGCUAUGAUCAUUAGUGUGCAAUCGACCUAUGGACGGUAUUGGAAAAGAACAUCAAACAUCAACAUGAGGUCAGGAGGUGGUUCUUUGUAGAGGGGUACCUGGCCUCGCGUAGUACGAUAUUCUUUUUUAGGCUGUUGUGGCCAGUGCCAAGAAGCACAGUAUUGAAAAUACGAGGUGAAUAUUUUCCUGUACCACGGUCUUUCAUCAUCACCAUUCUCCUCCACCAUUGUAAAAGCUGUGUGGUGGUAUUCCACGCUGAACCGUCACUUGGAGUGUCAUAAACCCCCCAAAAUUAGCUGUCGACUCCAAGGCCAUUCAACAUGAAACUGCGCUGGGGCAUCUGCUCCGCGGGGAACAUCAGCAACGACUUUGUCGUGGCGCUCUCCACCCUGCCUGCCGAGGACCACGCGGUGGUGGCCGUGGCUGCCCGGUCCAAAGAGGAUGCGAGCAAGUUUGCCGAGAGGCACGGGAUCCCUGUAGCCUACGGAGGCUACGAAGCCUUAGCUGAGGAUGAUAAUGUCGACAUUGUCUACAUCGGUGCAGUGAACAAUGUUCACCUUCCUCUCUGUAAGCUGUUUCUAGGGAAGGAUAAAAACGUCCUCUGUGAGAAGCCUUUGGGUCUGAAUAAGAGAGAGGUCCAAGAAAUGGUCAAUCUCGCCAGACAGAAGAAUGUCUUUUUCAUGGAGGGUUGGUGGACUCGUUUCUUCCCAGCCACUGCCAAACUGUGUGAGCUGCUAGAUGCUGGCGUCAUCGGCGACAUAAAGGCUGUAAAUGUAUCGCUCGGCAAACCGAUUUCUUCAGUCGAAAGAUUGAGAAAUAAAGAUGUUGGAGGAGGUGCUGUGUUAGACUUGGGCGUCUACCCCAUUCGAGAGGCACUCAUGAUAUUUGGCGAGGCUCCUAUAUCGUGCACCAGUGCCGGUACCUUGACAGACUCGGGUGUUGAUGAAACAACCGUUACCACUUUGAUAUUUCCCGGCAAGGCCGUGGCAACAUUGAACACCAGCAUGGUGGUUGAGCUUGCCAAUGAGGCCCAGAUUAGAGGUGCAAAGGGUUAUAUCAAGGUCCAUUCUCCAUUUUGGUGCCCUUCAAAGAUUGAGGUGACGGCUGUCAUGGGCGGGGCCGAACAUGAAGUCGUCAAACUGACGGAGGUAGAUCUGAAAACCGAGGUGUAUGAGUUUUGCCAUCCAAAAGCUGAAAAGCGCACGUUCUUUGUGAACAGCGCAGGGCUCCGAUACGAAGCAGAGUGUGCACGCCAGUGUCUCAUGAAAGGUUUGAAGGAGUGUCCAACUGUCUCCCUAGAUGAGAGUUUGUUGGCAGCCGAGAUCCUGGACAAAGCCCGCUGGGAUGUUGGUUAUAGACUACCUGCCGAUGACCUUUGAGAAAGAACCUACUAAGUCUGGCUGUUGUCAGCCACAUCAGUCACCUGUUCUGUUGAACUGAGAUAUGAACAGUCUGCUAAGGCUUGCGCUUCAGAUUCAAAAGUUACUACAUGUACUUCAAGAUAGCAGGGAAUCCAUGAUUGCUACUUCGGGGAAAGAAAUAUAUUGGAUUUUGUUGGCACUUUUUUAUUCAAAAUAAAGUCUAUUGUAUUCAGCCGCUAUUAAAUCAGUUCAUUUAACAACAAUAAUCAUUUAAAUGUUGCACUUCUUGCCUCAAUCAAAGAGGUUUUAAAACAGAUCAGCUAUGUACAAUUUUCUUGAAUGGCCAAAUUGCUUCUGUGAGAGAAGAGUUAUUCCGUGUGACAUGCCACGGAAACAUCAGCUAUGCACAAUUUUCCUGAAUAGCCAAAUUGCCUCUGUGACAGAAAAGUUAUUCCAUUUGAC
Molecule: messenger RNA, 1968 nt
Organism: Acanthaster planci (crown-of-thorns starfish)
Lineage: Eukaryota; Metazoa; Echinodermata; Asteroidea; Valvatida; Acanthasteridae
Product: trans-1,2-dihydrobenzene-1,2-diol dehydrogenase-like
Molecular function (GO): nucleotide binding
Source: RefSeq, a predicted model, not a curated record